Iphiclides podalirius (scarce swallowtail) is the source of this 1065-nucleotide messenger RNA. The record is from the annotation of a GenBank genome assembly. Lineage: Eukaryota; Metazoa; Arthropoda; Insecta; Lepidoptera; Papilionidae.
AUGGAAUCAAUGGAAUAUGAGCUCGCUAGAAACCUCACUCUGUUAUUCUUCGUGGAACGCCUGCUCGACAAAGGCGAGCCGAGAACGUUGCACGAUCUUUCCUGCCAGUUUGGUGCCAAAGGAUUCACUAAGGAGAUGCGCCAGAUCGCUGGCGGGUCGCAGUCGGGCUUGAAGAAGUUCCUGGCUCAGUACCCGGCGUUGUUCAGCAUAGACGGGGACUAUGUUGAUAUCAACACGUUCCAGAGGCACCCGAGUGGCGGUGGCGCGUCAUCCAACAAUGACUACAUCGAAGAAGCAAAAGAAUAUUUCGCCAGCAAGAUGAUCCAGUACGGUGAAGGUACGGAGGUGCCUAUUAAAAGCCUCUUAGGCCAUCGCAGCCAAGCAUCACCUCAGGUACGUCAUAUCUCCGGUCAGCGUAUUAAGGAGUUUAAGGAUUUUCUCUUGAAACAUCCUGAUACGUUCCAGAUCAUUGAUGAUAAUGUCGUUCUAGUCAGUGAGAAUCAUAGGAGAGGUAACACUUGUAGUAAUUCUGAACAAUUUCACAAUUUGCCUGUAGCUAAUAUUAAUACAGACACAGCACAGCAACUAUUAGAUUAUGUUGCUCAGUGCAUAGAGGCUAAGGGUCCUGUAAUGGUAGAUCAGCUAUUCCACUUGAUUGUGGGUCGCUUUCCUCAAGAGUACUGGUACCAAAUGUUCAAAACACCUGCAGACUUGAGCGCAUUCCUUAAAAUAUUCUCUGACAGUUUCCAUGUCCAAUCAAACCUUGUCACACUAAUUAGUAAACCAAAAAUACCUGUCAUGUAUCUCAAUGCGAAAUCAAAAGCAAAGACUGAUCCACCAAAGCCAAUUGUUGAAGAAAAACCACUCUCCCCAGCUCCACCAACAGUUGCGAGUCCUACUCCAUCAGAUGGCAAAAGGAGCCCUGCCAAUAGAAUACUCAGUCCUAUAGAAUCUCCCCGUGGUCCUCAAGCUAACAUUGCUAACCAGACUCUGAAACAGCGGAUCAAUUCUAUUGUCAUAAAAAACUUGGCUGAGAAUAUGGUCAGGGAUAGGGUGAACAACACC